GUUGAUUUUAGCUCAGCUGCGGCUGGGCUGGGCUGGGCUGACGCGGGUAGAAUGGCUUCUUUAGAGGAACCGCCCCUGAACAUGACAGCUGCCCGAGAAGGAGACGUGAAAAGAUCACAACAACUCGGAUUGAAUAAUUCCUCUUGAAAACUCACUGGUGCCUGCAAAGACUGUAGGUCUUGGUCAGAAACAUUUUAAUCGCAAUCGAAUCCGGGAACUGAAAACUGAACGGUGUGGAGGGUGCGCCCUGCUGACCGCCCAGUAUUACGCCGCAGGAAGUACUGGAUCAGGCACACUGCAGGUCUCCAGCAAACCCGUCGGCCCUGCAUGUAACUUUGGUUUCAUCUCGCUCUUCCUAACUUAGUAAGGAAAGGUGCCAUUAUGCUGGUAAGAUUGCAGGGAAGGUUUAUAAGGAUGUUGCCAGGACUCUGGGGACUAAAUUAUGAAGAAAGGUUGAGCAUGCUGAGACUUUUCACUGGACCAUGAUUGUACCUGACAAAGUGCAUUCAUUUUCAUUUUACCUGCAUAGCAGACUAACAGAUGGCGCAGUGUGUGACUAAAGUUGAAUUAAGCAUUUCUUGUGAGAAUCUCUUGAAUGAAGAUGUUGGCUCCAAAUCUGAUCCAUUGUGUGUGUUCUUCAUAAGUACUGGUGAAAAUCAGUGGGCUGAGAUUGAUCGCACAGAACGAAUUAAGAAUUGUCUUUCUCCAAAGUUCUCUAAGAAGUUUGUGGUUGAUUAUUACUUUGAGCAAGUUCAAAAAUUGAAGUUUGGAAUUUAUGAUAUUGAUAACAAAACAGUUGACUUGAGUGAUGAUGAUUUCUUAGGAUAUUUUGAAUGCACUCUUGGACAGAUUGUCUCCAGCAAGAGACUGAUGCGACCACUCCUGCUGAAAAAUGGGAAGCUUGCAGGGAAAGGAAUGAUCUCGAUUUUGGCAGAAGAAAUCAAAGACAACAGCGUUAUAAACUUACAAGUUCACGCACAGAAUCUGGAUAAUAAGGAUCUCUUUGGGAAAUCAGACCCUUAUUUGGAGAUCUACAAACAGACACCAGAUGGAAAGUGGCAACUAGCACAUAGAACAGAGGUAAUUAAAAACAACCUGAAUCCCAGUUGGAAGGCAUUCCGAAUUGCUUUGCAUUCCCUCUGUUACGGUGAUUUGCAGAAGCCAGUCAAGGUGGAAUGCUAUGAUUAUGAUAAUGAUGGAUCCCAUGAUUUAAUCGGAGCAUUCGAAACCACUGUUGCCAAAAUCCAAGAAGCAGCACGGAGUGGAGCUGCAUUUGAAUGCAUAAAUCCAAAGAAAAAACAGAAGAAAAAAAAUUAUAAAAAUUCGGGGACUGUGAUUAUUAAAUCAUGUGAGAUUGUGAAAGAAUAUUCUUUCCUGGACUAUGUUAUGGGUGGCUGCCAGGUGAACUUUACUGUUGGCAUUGAUUUCACUGGCUCCAAUGGUGACCCUCGUUCUCCUGAUUCUCUACAUUAUAUAAGUCCUAAUGGGUAUAAUGAAUAUCUGAUGGCAAUCUGGUCUGUUGGAAUGGUUGUUCAAGACUAUGACACUGACAAGAUGUUCCCAGUAUUAGGAUUUGGUGCACAGAUACCCCCUAACUGGCAGGUAUCACAUGAAUUUUCAGUUAAUUUCAACCCUGAGAACCCAUACUGUGCAGGAGUACAAGGAAUUGUGGAUGCCUACCGCAGUUGCCUUCCUCAAGUCAGACUAUAUGGACCAACAAACUUUUCCCCCAUUAUAAAGCAUGUAGCAAAAUUUGCAGCUGCAGCAACACACCAGCCAACUGCGUCGCAAUAUUACAUCUUGCUGAUCAUUACAGACGGAGUUAUAACAGAUUUAGAUGAAACAAGACAUGCCAUUGUAAAUGCUUCUAAGCUGCCAAUAUCUAUUAUCAUUAUUGGUGUUGGUGGGGCUGAUUUUAGUGCCAUGGAGUUUCUGGAUGGUGAUGAUGGAGUUCUGAAAUCACCCACUGGAGAACCAGCUAUCAGAGAUAUUGUCCAAUUUGUACCAUUUAGGAAAUUCCAGAACGCUGCUAAAGAAGCUCUUGCACAAAGUGUACUGGCUGAAGUGCCUCGACAAGUGACAUGUUACUUUAACAUGCGCAAAAUCCCUCCUCCAAAUGAUCGAAAGCUGGUAAAUGAACCAAAGCCAGUGAAUGAACCAAAGCCAGUGAAUGAACCAAAGCCAGUGAAUGAACCAAAGCCGGUGAAUGAACCAAAGCCAGUGAAUGAACCAAAGCCGGAAAGUGAGCUGAAACUUGAAGACUUGCUGGAUUUCUAGCUGAUGGGGAAAGUCAAAGUUUAACAAGCUGUUCUUCUGUACAGCAAAGAAUUAUUUUCCUCCUUUUUCCCAAAGUUGCUCUGUUAAUUUGGCCUGAUAAUACAAGUCAUAGGUGUGUGUCUUUCUGUGCACAAGAUCAAGAGAGGGGGCCAAAUUAAGCAAUGGUGUUGCUGUAUGCAUUGUACAGAAUUGUAGAUUACUUGGCAUCUGUUAGUCUGAGCAUUCCUAAUUUAAAGUAACACUCGAUUGGUACUUCUACUUAUGAUGACUACAAGAAGUAGUGGAUAUUAUAUGAAGCUAGAAGUUUUGGCUGAUUGGAUCUUAAGCACUCAUACUUUGAAUAUUUUCAAAACUGUAAAGUUGCCAAUUAUAGGUAAAACUGUAAUAACUGUAAAGUGCCAAUUACACUUGGGCUGUUAGUUUUGAUCGGCUGUAUUAUCAAGUUAAUGUUCUUACUGGUUCAUUUACGUGAGUAACAUCCCUGAUUUAAACUGUAUUGAUUAUGUCAGCCACCUUAUUUCUAGUAGGCUGAAGUGAGUCGCUUUGACAAUGGUAUAAUGGUAGACAGCAUUGAUAUAAUUUAAAAAGAAAGGCAUUGGAGAGAAAUUAAGAACAACUUGCCAUGCUGAUUUUACAUAAUUUCUGGGUUGCUCUAACAAUUCGAUCUAUAGUAUAAAUUACACAAGUUGACUACACCAGUGGCCUGCUGGUGCAAUCAACUUGUCACUGGAACAGCUUCCUGCAGGUGUAACCACAAAAAGGCAGUUCAUCAUGAAAAAGAAAACGGAAGGAGAAGGAAAGAAACAUUUUUCUCUUUAAAGCUUGCUGUCAAAUUACUAUCUAUUACGGUGGAUUUCUGUUGAUUUGCUCAUCUGGGCAUGCUCUGCAUAAUUCUUCAGUACUAAGUAUUUUGUAUUUUUCUUUAAAAAGCUGUUUCUUCAUUUUAUAUCAUACUUUGAACCAAAUAAUCAGAUUUAAUUAUGCAACAAGAAUUUGCUGCUUCAACUUUGUAGAUGAACUUUUGCUUUGUAUUGUGCUCUUGCAGUUUUAAUUUUUCACUAACAUUCAGUACAAAUAUCUGUAUGUAACAAUGAAAUGCAAAUGUGUGAUAUAUAGAAUGAAAAGACAUCAAAUACUUGGCCAAAAUUGCCUAGGAUUAUAUCCGGAAAAGAAAAUUGUUCAUGAGACUCUGUAAACAAUGCAUGUUCUUAUCGCUCUGCAAUAAAAAAAAGCUUAA
Mobula hypostoma (lesser devil ray) is the source of this 3514-nucleotide messenger RNA. RefSeq names its product copine-3-like. The transcript has 17 exons. Bases 541 to 2277 code for a protein of 578 amino acids. The record is from RefSeq and is a predicted model, not a curated record. Gene Ontology annotation, biological process: ERBB2 signaling pathway; cellular response to calcium ion. Gene Ontology annotation, cellular component: plasma membrane. NCBI's taxonomy places the organism in Eukaryota, Metazoa, Chordata, Chondrichthyes, Myliobatiformes, Myliobatidae. Gene Ontology annotation, molecular function: calcium-dependent phospholipid binding; receptor tyrosine kinase binding.